Macadamia integrifolia is the source of this 2184-nucleotide messenger RNA. Its product is annotated as rust resistance kinase Lr10-like. NCBI's taxonomy places the organism in Eukaryota, Viridiplantae, Streptophyta, Magnoliopsida, Proteales, Proteaceae. Gene Ontology annotation, molecular function: polysaccharide binding; protein kinase activity; ATP binding. The record is from RefSeq and is a predicted model, not a curated record. The coding region runs from base 60 to 2039 and encodes 659 amino acids. The transcript has 4 exons. Gene Ontology annotation, biological process: protein phosphorylation.
CGGUGUACUGUGCUGGGUCCUCUCUAUACACAAGUUAAACGCAAGAAAGAAAAGAGGGGAUGGUGGUGAAAUUGGGAAGAGGCUGCCUCAUAAUAGCAGCCUUGUUCAUUGUUUUGCAGGCUAAUUGUGAAGCUCAGAAAAGUGAGUGCAGCCCUUCUUCAUGCGGGAACCUUGUGAACAUUAGCUACCCAUUUUGGUUGAAAGGCCAUGAUCCUCCCCCGGAGUGCAGGGACCCUCGAUACGAGCUCUCCUGUGAGAAUAACCGAACCGUUCUAUAUCUGUAUUCAGGGAAGUACUAUGUAGACUCAAUCUCUUAUCAGAACCGAACCAUGAGAGUGGUUGAUUCCGGCCUCCAGAUUCACAAUUGCUCCUCUCUACCUCUUUAUUCCCUCACAUCUUAUGGUAAUUUCAGUUAUUUAUUGUGGUAUAAUAAAGAUCCUUACUACUACCCGUGGCUUCCGCAGUUGGAAAACUACAUAGUUUUCUUGAGUUGUGAAAGUCCAAUAAUCACAUCAUCAUCAUCAUCAUCAGCUCCACACUUUGAGGAUACCUCUCCGUGCAUUAACGGUUCUUUGGGUUCCCAAUAUUCUUACGUUUUUGUGGGAGAUGAGUUGAAUUAUUCAGAUGUACCGGACUCGUGUACCAUCGGCACAAUGGUUCCAAUUCGAAAGUUGCAAGAGGCCGGUGAUCAUCGUUCUUUCUCUGAGAUACAUUAUGAAAUGGCCAUGGGGUUUGAACUCUCAUGGUUUCGCAUUGAUUGCAGAAGCUGUGACAACAGAUGGGGCGAUUGCCAUCCUGCCCAAGAUCCUUCCAAUCAUAGCUUCAUCAUCACCUGCAAAGGCGGCUGCAUAGGCCUUAAGCACUUCUUUUGGAGGACGAUUUACUACAAUGUAAUGCCGCCCACUCUCUGGAUAGGGACAAUCUUAAUCUUCUUCUGGAUGCUUAGAACUUUGUUGGGAUAUCUAUGUUUCCCUGUAUUCUUGAUCUAUAUGCUGCGACGAAGGCACCUCUCCUUGGAUACUAACAUCGAAGAGUUCCUACAAGAGCAUAACAAUUUAUUUCUAAUUCAGUACUCAUAUUCUGAUAUUAAGAAGAUGACUAAGAAUUUCAAAGACAAACUUGGUCAGGGAGGUUUCGGGUCUGUAUAUAAAGGAAAGCUCCGAAGUGGAAAUCUUGUUGCCAUCAAGAUCUUAGCAACAUCUAAAGGCAAUGGAGAAGACUUUAUCAAUGAAGUUGGUACCAUUGGGAGGAUUCAUCAUGUCAAUGUGGUGCGACUUAUCGGAUUUUGUUUCAAGGGAUCAAAAAGGGCUCUAGUGUACGACUUCAUGCCAAAUGGGUCAUUGGACAAGUACAUCUUCAAUCAAGAACAAAGAGGAAAUAUUUCCUUAUGUAGUUGGGAAAAGAUGUACAAGAUCGCCCUAGGAGUGGCUCACGGGAUUGAAUAUCUCCAUCAAGGUUGUGAUAUGCAAAUUCUACAUUUUGAUAUCAAGCCUCACAAUAUUCUUCUGGAUGACGAUUUUACUCCAAAAAUUUCGGAUUUUGGGCUUGCCAAACUAUAUCCAACAGAUGAUAGUAUUGUUUCUCUCACUGCUGCAAGGGGAACAAUAGGAUACAUAGCUCCAGAACUGUUCUACAAAAGUAUGGGAGGUGUCUCCUAUAAGGCUGAUGUUUAUAGUUUUGGAAUGUUGCUGAUGGAAAUGGCAGGAAGAAGGAAGAAUGUGAAUCCAUAUGCUGACAAUUCGAGUCAAAUUUACUUCCCAUCAUGGAUAUACGACAAACUAAAUCAAGGAGAAGAUAUGGAAAUGGAAGAUACCAGUGAGGAUGACAAAAAAAUAGCAAGAAAGAUGAUCAUAGUAGCAUUGUAUUGCAUACAAAUGAAGCCUGUUGAUCGCCCUUCCAUGAGCAAAGUCAUAGAAAUGCUAGAAUCACCCACUGAGCUUCUACAAAUGCCGCCAAACCCUUUUCUAGCAUCACUUGAAAGGGUGGAAGAAGAUCAUCUAAUUAUGGAGUCAUCACCCAAUUCUGAAUCAUCUAGUUAAUUGUAAUUCACUUUCAUACAAUUCGAUGAUUUAAUCAUCAACUUAAAUGUAAUUAAUCUGCUAUAAAUUAUUAAUUAUGCAGUUGAUAAUUAAGCAAUAGUUUGUCUGCUGUAAUCAAAUAGAAAAUACAAUUUCUUUGAUUAUA